CCCUCCUCCCUCCUCCCUCCUCCCUCCUCCUCCUCUCUUCCCAGGGCCUGGCGGGCUGCGGAGUUGGAGCCGCGCGGGGAGCAGCCGGCCCCCUCCCCACUCGGUGCCCCGCGCGCGGGGGGCGGCUCCGCGGCCGGUGCCUCCAGGACGGCGGCACAAACUUUCCCGACUGUUUGCGGACACCGUCCCGAGAGCCCCGCACGGCGGGGAGGAGGAGCCAGGUCUGCGGACAGGCAGAGUCCAUUGCCAGGAGGAGGAGGAGGAAGUGCUCAUGUCCAGUAGUCGAUUUUCUGCCUGUAUGAUUGUGACAUUCUCUCUCGCUUUCUGUUCAUGAUUGCUCUUGGACAAAAUUGAGAAAUUUUGAAAGUCUUCUGGGAGUUUCCAGCAGUGCCAAGAGUUGGAGAAAUCUUUUCUGUUCCUCUGAUACAGUGAAGUGAGCAAAUACAGCCCAGCAGUAGGCUACUGAAGAGAGCAAUCACGGGUAACUGUGUUAUUUACAAAUUGAAGGUUUGUGGCAGCCUUGCCAGCAAGCAAGUCUGUCAGCACCAUUUUUCCAAAGAAACUUGAAUGCAGUGGUUUGGAACUGAACCCACAACGUUCCUGAGGUUUCAGAAGAUGACAGUGAAAUGUGAUGAAGUUACAUUUCUUAUAUGAUACUUGAAAGUCAGUGACUGUUUGCCAAAUUUUCCCGAAAAUUAACUAUGACUUAGAAGCACUGAUUUACGAAGGUUUAUGAUGUCAUCGGUUACUACAGAGAACAAAUUCCAGCAGGCUGUGAGCCUGCAGGGAGUUGACCCAGAAACAUGCAUGAUUGUAUUUAAAAACCACUGGGCGCAGGUUGUGAAGAUCUUAGAGAAGCAUGACCCCUUGAAGAACACCCAGGCAAAAUAUGGAUCCAUCCCUCCAGAUGAGGCCAGUGCUGUACAGAAUUAUGUAGAACACAUGCUCUUCUUGCUCAUUGAAGAGCAAGCCAAGGAUGCUGCGAUGGGGCCAAUUCUGGAGUUUGUGGUCUCAGAGAACAUCAUGGAGAAACUCUUCCUUUGGAGUUUGCGGAGGGAAUUUACCGACGAGACUAAAAUGGAGCAGCUAAAGAUGUAUGAGAUGUUGGUCACGCAGUCACACCAGCCUCUGCUGCACCACAAACCCAUCCUAAAGCCCCUGAUGAUGUUGCUGAGCUCUUGUUCGGGAACAACCACCCCUGCUGUGGAGGGGAAGUUGGUUGUCCUGCUCAAUCAGCUUUGUUCCAUCCUGGCCAAAGAUCCAUCAAUUCUGGAACUCUUCUUCCACACUAGUGAGGACCAAGGGGCAGCCAACUUCCUCAUCUUCUCCCUUCUGAUUCCCUUCAUUCACCGAGAGGGGACAGUAGGGCAGCAGGCCCGAGAUGCUUUGCUGUUCAUCAUGUCUCUGUCUGCUGAGAACAACAUGGUGGCCCGUCACAUCGUGGAGAACACCUACUUUUGUCCAGUCCUUGCAACCGGGCUCAGCGGGCUCUACUCUUCGCUGCCCACGAAGCUGGAGGAGAAGGGCGAGGAGUGGCACUGCCUGCUGGAGGACGACUGGCUGCUGCUCCCCUCUCUCGUCCAGUUCAUGAACUCCCUGGAGUUCUGCAACGCCGUCAUCCAGGUGGCUCACCCCUUGAUUCGCAAUCAGCUUGUGAAUUAUAUUUACAACGGAUUCUUGGUCCCAGUCUUGGCUCCUGCACUCCAUAAGGUGACUGUGGAGGAGGUUAUGACCACAACUGCGUAUCUGGACCUUUUUCUGCGUAGUAUCUCUGAGCCAGCGCUACUUGAGAUCUUCCUCCGUUUUAUCCUCUUGCAUCAGCACGAGAAUGUCCACAUCCUAGAUACUCUCACGAGCCGAAUCAACACCCCAUUUCGGCUCUGUGUGGUGUCCCUGGCAUUAUUUAGAACUCUCAUUGGUUUACAUUGUGAAGAUGUGAUGUUACAACUAGUUCUAAGGUACCUGAUCCCCUGCAACCACAUGAUGCUGAGCCAGAGGUGGGCCGUGAAGGAGAGGGACUGCUACUCCGUGUCCGCGGCCAAGCUGCUGGCCCUGACCCCCGUCUGCUGCUCCAGCGGGAUCACCCUGACGCUCGGCAGCCAAGAGAGGGAUUAUAUCCUCUGGUCAAAGUGCACGCACGGCGGUUCAGGGACCACGGAGCAGCCCCUGCCGGAGGCGUUCUCCCCGUCGGCCUGCAUCGUGGAGUAUGGCAAAGCCCUGGACAUCAGCUACCUGCAGUACCUGUGGGAGGCCCACACCAACAUCCUCCGCUGCAUGAGGGACUGCCGAGUCUGGUCUGCCCUGUAUGACGGAGACUCCCCCGACCCCGAGACAUUUCUCCAGAGUCUGACAGAGGACAGUGCUGUCCACUCGGCCUGUCCUGUGCUCGGGUUCCCGCAGCAGCUCCCCAGGAAGACAGGCCCUGUGCUGGCUUCAAGAAAGGAGAAGAGCCAGACAGAGCUGGAGUGGGAUGACAGCUAUGACACGGGCAUCUCCUCGGGGGCAGAUGUGGGCUCCCCGGGGCCUUACGAUGAUCUGGAGAAUUCGGGCCCACCCGCACCGGUUGAUCCCCCCAAACACAUCCAAGAGAUGAAGAAGAACGCCAUCCUGCUCUUUAAAGGGUCCUACAUUGAAGAGUCUGACUUUCAGGAUGACGUGAUGGUGUACAGGCUGUGUGCUGAGAAGGACUCGGAGGAUGCCAGGAGCUCCCAGGACGGAAGCGCAGGGCCCUCCACCCCGGCCGAGAUUCGGGGCCCCCCCCUGAGCAACGGCCCCCUGCCCAGCAGCCCUCAGUCAGAAACCGACUCAGAGGAGGAACAGGAUAGGGGCAGCUCGUGCCUGUUUGAAAAUGUGGCCGAGGAACCCCACCAAGAAGAUGAGCCAGAAGUAGCCCUAGGGUCAAGCUGUGAGCUAGCACCUUCCCUCUUUGAGGAAGAACACAAGUCAGACGUGGUGGUCGGUAACCCAGGGGGUGAGGAUUUCAUCGCCCAGUAUGACCAGAUCAUCAAAGAGCUGGAUUCUGGCACCGAGGGCUUCAUAGAACAGAGCUUCCCCUCAGCCGAUGUCUUGCAUCUUCCGGAAGAGCAAGGAGGAAAGGAAGAAGAGAGUGAAGGAGAAAAGGAGGCAGAGCCGGGGAGGAAGGCCCCCGAAGAGGAGGAGGACGACUUCGAUUCGUUUAUAGCAGAAACCCCGACCACGGACACCGUGCCAUCCCCGUUUGGGGCGAGAGAUGAGACUGCCUUUGCCAGGCACCAUCCCGUGAGGACUCAGAGCACCCCGUUCACAGGCCCCUUCAUCAGUGUGGUCCUGUCAAAGCUGGAGAACAUGCUGGAGAACUCUCUACAUGUUAAUUUGCUGCUUAUUGGGAUCAUUACUCAGCUAGCCAGCUAUCCCCAGCCCCUCCUGCGCUCCUUUCUGCUCAACACGAACAUGGUCUUCCAGCCAAGCGUCCGUUCUCUGUAUCAGGUCCUCGCGUCGGUGAAAAACAAGAUCGAGCAGUUUGCUUCUGUGGAGAGAGACUUCCCAGGGCUCCUCAUACAAGCCCAGCAAUACCUGCUCUUGCGAGUGGACAUGUCCGACUUGAGCCCUGAGGCGCUAACCAAAGAUCCCAUUCAAGAUGCUUCCAGGACAGGAAUUGGCAAGAACCUUUUGGAUGAUCCCCCAAGAGUGCUUCAGCCCUUCCUGACAAACAGAGCCAAGGUGGCUGGGGUGCCGCCAAGCCUGCCCCUGCCCGUGAGGAACACCAUGCUGGCCGCUGCCCUCUUCCCCGAGUUCCUGAAGGAACUGGCUGCCUUGGCCCAGGAACACUCCAUUCUGUGCUACAAGAUCCUCGGCGACUUUGAGGACUCCUGUUGUUAGCUUUUUUUUUUUUUUUUUCUAAAUAGAGGUUCUUGUUUUUUAAGGUUUUAGUGUCUUGACUGAAUGUUAAAUGCAAAGCUGCUUACAGAAAUUUCUACUUUGAUAUUUCCUGACAAUACUUGAUUUGUGGGGAGGGCAAUUUUCUGUAUACCUCCUCUUUCUCUAGCCGGGUCUUUCCACCUUAUAUAGAAUGUAAGUCUCAUAAGCUGGUGGCUCCUUUGGCAGGUUUUCCUUCUUCCUCCUCCAGUUUUUUGGUUGUUAAAUUCUCCCAUCCCUUUGAGUCACUCAUCUUGCAGCUUAGGUCACACUAAGCCAAUCCUGGGGUUCAGUGAUUUCUGCAGGUGCCCCGGGUCAGAAGGCUGAGCUGUUCAACACACACGAGGAGUGCACAUCUGCUCCGCUGCCUUCUGUGUUCUGGCUCCAUUUCACAAAAGGGAAGAAUAAAGAUGGAGCCCCUCUUGCCUCCAUCACGCAAGCACACAUCUUAUGUCCCUUUCCAUUUUACUUCCAAGAUUUGCACUCUGCCCAAACCGUGUUGCCUUAUGGUACGGGCAAAUCCACCGGUCUCAGCUCUCUGCCUGGGAAGUCAGAUGUAGUGGUGGAGAAUUUGGAAUGCAGGGAAAUUUUCUUGUUGCUUGAGAGCUUUCUUUAAUCAGUAUAUCACUACCUAAACACUGGAAAUGGCCUUAUUUUAGUAAGAGUUGCACAAAAUUAAAUAUACAAACUGUUACAUUGGGUUUUAGGACUUUGAUGAAGCAAGCAGGGUAUCAUACACUUCUGUAUCAUUAUUUUUUAAGUGUUUUAUGAAAGGCAAACAAUUUGUGAAGCUAUGUCACAGUGGGUUUUUUGGGGUUAAGGGGAAGUAUGGAGUGGGGUGGUGGGAGGAAGGAUAAAGGUAAACUAAAUGCAGCCUGUAAAAAAUACUGGCCACUGUUUUAGAUUCUGUGUGCUUUCUCUAAUAUGUUGCACUUUGCAGAGAAACAGGAACUGCACAGCCUCUUUGGGACCCGGGAUGGAAGUGUGAACAGGUCACGGGGAGCCCUGCAAAGCUAAGUGCCUGCUGGUGACUCACUGCACACAGAAAUGCUGCCUUCUGAGUAAUGGGGUUCAUUAGAAGGCCCCAACAUGAUGUAUUAGCACCUCUGUGCUGCUUUGCAGCCUGCUCCAGGAGGCGUAAUUAUACCUAGCGCCAGUCUCCUUAAACCACCAAGAGGGAGAAACACACACAAUAAUUGUGCAUUAAAAAUGAGACCAUAAACAGCUGAUAUUUGUGGAUAUCCAAUUCCUGCCCCCACCCCUUAUUUUGUGCAGGUGAGAAGCACAUAACAGGGGUGGGCCUCCCUGUCUGGAGGGAAAUUGGAAGUCCCAGCUCUCCUUGUUUUCUGUGUGGGCAUCGCUGCUGGGCCCUGGGGGCAGCCACAGGUCUGGCCAUCAUGCCUCUGGAGAAUGGGUAUGGGCUUAAUCAGGCCCCUGGCACAGGAGAGCAGUGGGGGGACAGAGUCACAGCUGAGACCCUGCAGAGCAGAGGCUGCUUUUUUGUGCUUCAUGGAUCUUGUCGCAGCUUUGUAUUGAGAGAGCGCCAGCCCAAGGAAAUGAAGAUCCCAGGAGAUCUAGGUCUGGGCUAGGAGGCUCUUAGCAGCCCGCCUCACAGUAUUUCCCAGUCUAAGCAAGAAACCAAAGAUACCAACCUAUUGUCUAUUUCUGACUUCACAUCCAUCUGUCUUGGAAAAGGUUUGCCCAGCUGUGGUACAGCAGUGGGAACGUAUGAGGCCCGGCAGACUGGCCUGCUUGGGGCUUCCUGGCACUCACUGGUAUAGGCAAACUCCCGGGUAUCCGAUGGAAAAGAACUUGGCUUAAGGUAGAGAAGAAAGAACAGGAAGAUGGGAUUUAAGCUGUAAUUUAUUAUCCUCUAGCUUUGUUUUGCACAAGUAUUUAUCUUCUGGUUUGGACUUGUACCUAAAAUGUUAAAGUCGUAUCUGGAAAGUAUAUUCCUCAGCUUUUUGGUUUGAUGUACUCUUCUCUCCAUUAUCCAAUGUUGGUGUCUAUUCUUCUUCAGUCCAUGUUGCUUUAUUAGAGUAUACCACAGGUCCGCAUAGAAGGUGCCCUUUUAGGAAAGAGAUUGCUUUUGUGCCUCCUAGCGUUUUUAAAAAUAGGUAUUGAACUAGCCUUACCUUAAAGGAGGACAGAGAUGACCCAGUGUCUGGGGUGGGAGGCAGGAAAAUUAACUCCUAUAAUGGGGUGCUGGUAGCAAACUCCCAUGAUGACCCUACUUGGAAUUGGAAACUGGCUCAUCUGUCUGAAUUCGAUAUAGGCCUCCUCCAGAGUAUUGUGUCCAGGGGUUUUCAAAAUGAAGUCAGAAAUUUGAUCUGGAAAUACAUUAUAGAGAACUGGAAAACCCACACGGUUGCGGGAAACAGCCAGAUUCAGAGAAUGGUGUAGACAUAACAGAGGAGAAACAGCAGAAUCCCGAGGCUACCAAAGAGCAAAUCCUGAAGGGUUCGGAGGAAUGACCCUCCAUCUAGGCCGAUAUGAAGACACUGUGCAGCAGGUGGGUGAUGAUGGGAAUUCCUUGGUGGGCAAAAUCAUGGUAAUGUAGAGUAUUCCAAUCAAAGUAAGGGGUGAGGCCCUUAGAAAUGUGUAUUUUGUAAUGUGUUUGAGAAAAAUUUGUAAAGAUACUGGCAUGCUUUAAAAUGUCCCAGAGGGUGGUCACUUUCCCAUGUGACAGGCUCCCAGACACUGUGCUAUUUGCUGGAAGGCACAGGGGGCGCAGACCCUUACCUGCAGCCCCGAGGUUGGCGUCACUGUGUCUAGCCUGACGAUCCUGGGCAGUGAAAGCCACUGCAGGGUUCCUGGAACCUCACACAUAAUUUCUCCAUUCAUAAUGCAGGGUCUGAGGUAAAGUUCUAGAUGGCGUGAAUUUUAUGAUUCAAAUUAUAGGCUGAGCACUAGGGUAUUUAAAAUAGAUUUUUAGAAAUGACCAAGUAAAUGUUUUUAAAAAUUUAAACAAAGAAAUUCCAGGUGAGUUUAGCCUAAAAUACCAUUUCUUUGGGGGGUGGGUGGGUAAAUUACAAUUUCCCAGCCAUGAAAUGGAGACUCUGGAAUAACCAAUUAGAGAGAUGUGAUUUUCAUGAUCAGUAGAUAUACUUCCUUUCUCUGGUAUUUAGAGGAAUCGUGAAAUUGCCCCCCUUUUUCUAGUACUGUCUUGGAAAAUACUUUGAUGUACUGAUGGAUUGGAAUUGAGGUCUGUGUCACGUGUAGGGAGGAUGCAUCCAGUUCUUUUUUGGGUCCUCAGGAGUACCUUUUCCUUAGCAAGUGGCUUUAAGUCAGAUGUAGUUGUUGAUUUUCAAUCCACUGAGACAUCAUGGAGCCAUGGUGUUGUCAGGAGAACAUCCUCUUACACUUAGAAUCCAGAGACAGGAUAUGAGACUGUUCAGGUUGCCUGUUCAGGUUGGGCAGCCAGUGGUACUCAGGGUGGAAAGAUGUUUUGACAUCUCUGAAUCGGCAUGGUUGCCAUGGUUACAUGGGUUGACUUGUAGAUCUGUUUAGAGGUUCAGGAGUGUAUAAGGGCUGCUCAUUCUAAAUCUGGAUCAGUGUGCCUAGGUCGUUUUCACGGGAGAAGCGCUGCCCUGGCCGGGGUGGGGCGUGAUGUGAAAUGUGUGCAGCAUAAGCUCCAGUUCUCAUUUAAGGGCAGUUCAGUUUAAUUGCUAAUUACCAGUCCUGUAUUUACUGAAAUGGCUGUCAAGCUUGCCAUUUUUAUGAAACACUUUAUUGCAGGACAGCUAUUAUUGCACGUGCUACUUCAAGUCACUGGCCCAAGCCGGUGUAAUUUGUGGCUUGCUGUGAAUCUCGGCCAGCUCUGCAGUGUUAGCUUUUCCUGGAACCAGCAGUCGGUCCUCUGGUGGCUGGGGCCACCCAGCUCUCAGUCAUUAAGAAGGUAUUCUCAGGCCCCUUCUCGCUUCAACCAUCAUUCUAUAAAUCACACAGCACUAAUUCUCCAUCAGAUCACAGCUUAAAACAGAACUCUGUCGAACUGGUUUAUACUCCAUCCUUAAAUCACAUCACUGACGAAACAUUUUAAGAAAAUGGAGUUGACGUUUUUCCUUUUUGAAUGACCAUCAUAAACCUAAUGCUUUAGAAAGAGCUCUUGGAAGACUAAGAAUUGUUUUCAGGAUAAUUUUGCCUCAGUAAAUCCUCUCUACAUUCAGGCAUUUAUUAGGCCAUUACUUGUUUUGGAGGACAGAUUAUCCUGGCAGCUCAUUAACUGGAUAAACGGGUUUAGUGUAAGAUUUUUGGUGAGGUCCUACAGGGAAGAGGACAGGAGGAAAAGUGGGGGGAAGCCUUUAGUUCUUUGGCGUCUGCACUUGGGAUUCUAAGACAGAGGAUCAUUUUAGCUAGGACUGACCCUUCCCAUCAGGUCACUGUGAAUUCCGUUCCCGUCUCACGACAUGUGAGUAAACCUCACUGUCAGCCACACAAGUUACAAGGCUGCCAAUAGGCACCGUCGCUAUGCAUUCGAUAUGUAGUUCAGGCAUCUUUUGGGGAACUUAGAUUUACUAUGUCAUUUCAGAACCUGACAAGGGUGAUGGAAGCUCUUAGGCCAGAUUAUAAAUUUCAUGCAGCUGAGGCUGCAGAAGUCUGUGCUUCCGAGUAGGUCUGUUAACUUUUUAUUGGGACAAGUCUGCAAAAGACCUGUAAGGAGGCCCCUUUUUGCCCUGGAGAUAUUUUUAAGAGGGAAUUUGAUCUUACUUAAAUGAUUUUUGCUAAUUUGUUUGGCUAAGGGAGGCAAUGGGAGAGGAUUUCAGUCAGAUUCUGUCCAUCUCCUGCUGUAGGGUCAACUGUGUUCACAAAUAAUCCAUGGAUACAUUAGUCUAAAACCUGCCAGGGAAGCAUGGUAGCCAUUGCCAUGCUGCUUUUGGUAAUGGUAAAUAACAAUGGCCUUUGAGAGAGACUCAGUGUGUGUUUUUCCACCAAUAGUCACUAUGUAGAACCCUUGAAAGGCUGCAGCACAUCCAGUAGAAAUGAGAAACACGGUGUGAACUGUAGGUCAUUCCCAUAAGCUGUGUAUUGAAUUAACUAACUCAAAGCUCUAGGAGGGUGUGUACUUUCAAAAAUUCCCUAGCCUGCCUUCUUCCAGAUAAGCAAUAAUUACAAAAGUGUAUGUGUGUGUGUGUGUAAGCUCAGCUAAAACAUGCCAAACUUGGUAUAAACAACAAUUAGCUAGGACUGACCCUUCCCAUCAGGUCACUGAAUUCCGUUCCCGUCUCACGACAUGUGAGUAAACCUCACUGUCAGCCACACAAGUUACAAGGCUGCCAAUAGGCACCGUCCUGGGGCGUGUAUACUUUGAACGAUAGGAAGAGAAGUUCACCAUGUUGCAGAAGCCUGGACAGAGUCAAGUAGCUCCUUCCUAGACCCAGAUGUCCAGGAUUUAAAAGCCUACUGGUUGGCAGCACCAACCUUCCCAUACCAAAAGGCCCCACAGAAAGCUGUCCACUAAUUUUAUUAUAUAAAUUCAAUCACUGUUCACUGAAGUUAUUCUGUGCCACACUGUGUGCCAAGUGUUGAGGCUGAUGUUCACCUCCCACCAGAACCAACCAACCAACUCAUUUUCAACUAAUAGAACACAUGGUUUGGGCCAUGGUUUAUGGCCAGGUAGAGCUGGGUCAUGCCGACCUGAAGAAGAGCCAGUUUUCCAACACACCCCCACCCCCAGCCUAUAGGUGUGUGGGUUCCAAUGAAAGACGGCAAUGGCUUUACCCGUGGCACCAACUCAUACAUUUUAAUGAAAUUUUCAUCAGAACAGCAAACAACCAGACUAACUUCUCACUCAUGGAAAGACUAUGAGCAGAGCCAUACUUGUGAAUUUCUGACACUGUUGUGCAAGCACAUCUUUUGACUGUAUGGUCAGGUUCCAAGUAACAUACCUGAGCUGUGCUUUGACUUUUUCUAUUACCAGUUACAACACACCUGUCCAAUUUUCAGGAUGUCAGAAGUGGGCAUGCAAGAUCAUGGGGCAAUUGUCAGAGGUUGACAGUCAUCAAUGUAAAGAUCAGUUCUCAUGAUGGCAUUUUUCUCUGGAAAUGAUCCAUACUACAGUUUACAUUGGAUGUAACAGGUUGGGUAAAUGUCUUCAUGCAGCUGCCCCCAAAGCCUUGAUUUAAAAUGGCCUGGAAAGUUCCCCGAGUGUCUUCUGUAGAGUUUGAUGUCCAAGAAGCCAGACUUUUGGUGAAAAAGGAAUUUGUAAAACCAAGCUGAACCAUGUUAUUUCUAACAGUGAUCCUGCCAGAAUUGGUCUUUGAUUGCCUUUGCCCCUCUGUAAUUCAGACUUGCAAGGCGAGGGGAGGGAAUGGACGCUGCCUUUUUUCUCUCAAAAAGAAAAAUACUUUACUCCAAGGUCCAGUAGUUUUCAGUAUUGGAACAGAAUGGAUGAGGGGCACACAGCCUCCUGGGUGAGGUGACACAGUCCCUCACAAUCCUAAGUUGUUUUUUUUUUUAAACCUUACCUCUUCAUGCUUGUCUGGAAUAAAGGACACAGCUGGUCUCCUUUCUGUCCCUGCCUUCUCGAUGCUUCUGUCACACUCUUAGGGAAGUCCUGAGUAACCGCCAGCUGCUGGAGCACCAUCCGUUGCCACGCUGGCCACAGGGAGGGUCUGCUCUUCUCCAGUCUCCCAGCUGCCCCUGCGGCACUACUAGUGAUGGCAAUGCCCGGACUCUUCUUAGUAGGCUAGGGGAAUUCAGCGUAAACGCGGAGACUCCAGAGUCUGGUCUGUUCCUUAUGCCACGGUUUGACAUGUGCUUUUAAAAAGGAGCAUUUGAGAAAUUGGUCUUUAAGCACUCUGAGCCAGAGGUAACAGGCAUGCAGUGCACGGAGGGACGCUCCAGUGCGGUAGACAGAUGGCAUUACUGUCCCCAGCACAGGGGCAAGGGCAACCCAGGCUUCAUGAAGAUGUUAACCGCACCGGAAUUACUGGUAAAGGUCAAGAUUUUGAUGUACUAGUUGAUAAUCUUAUUCUUUCCAGGCAAAACAAAUCAGUUUAAUGUUACAGCUUUUUUCCUUUUUAUCCUUUUUCUGGCCUGGGCGGUGGGGCAGAAGAGUUAUCAACUGCACAAUCUUUGAAGUGUAAGUUAAUUUUUUAUGUGAUAUUUCAGUAUAUAUUUUAUUCAUUAAAUUUAUUUGAAAACUUC
Messenger RNA from Canis lupus familiaris (dog), 11043 nucleotides. RefSeq names its product family with sequence similarity 160 member A1 (gene FHIP1A). Lineage: Eukaryota; Metazoa; Chordata; Mammalia; Carnivora; Canidae. The record is from RefSeq and is a predicted model, not a curated record. The transcript has 16 exons. The coding region runs from base 733 to 3858 and encodes 1041 amino acids.